AUGUGCCCGUGCCCCCUGCACCGCGGCCGCGGCCCCCCGGCGGUGUGCGCCUGCAGCUCCGGCCGCCUCGAGCAGCGCGCGGCGGCGGCGGCUCAGCUCACGGCCGCCCGCCUCAAGGCGCUCGGGGACGAGCUGCAGGAGCGGACCAUGUGGCGGCGCCGGGCGCGGAGCCGGCGGGCCGCAGCCGAGGCGGCCGGCGGCGGCAGCGGGCUCCCAGUCUACUGGGCUUGGCUGUGCGCGGCCGCUCAGGUGGCGGCGCUGGCGGCCUGGCUGCUCCGGAGGAGGAACUUGUAGGAGCGCGGGGGCUUCUUGGCGGGGGCCGAAGCGGAGACCGAGCCGGAGCCCAAGCAACAGGCUGGAGAAAAUCCUGUGUCCUUGGAGCAAGCUGGAUCCCAUUUUCCUGGAGGGAAUCCAGAACAUGAGUAGCCACUGGCCCAGAAGGGUGGCACUAUGAGCGGAAAGUGGAGGACAUCAAAACACCUUGGGCAACGGGAAUGCCAAAUUGGACUGGAGGUGACCUUCAGACAUCCAGCAGCAGAAAUAGAAACAGAAACCUAUCCAUAUAUAUACAUAUCCAUAUAUAUAUAUAUAUAUAAGAGAGAAUAGGAAUAUUUAUCAAAUCUGCAUGCCUUGUUGAGAACGGGCGUUCCCGUUCCUUUUAUGCGACUCGCUGUAUGAACAUUUGUCCCCUCCGCGUUUGAGGCGCAGGAAGUGAAGGCCCCCUGGGACAGGGCUAGCACAUUUCCCACGGCCAGAGUCAAACCUCUGGUGAUAACAACCAGGGGGAUACAGAUGGGGAAAUGGAAGCCUGCUAGUCUUGGCAAGGGUGGGCACAAGGUCCAGGGUGUUUUCACCUUGGAACAUUCUGAUGAGGCCCAGUUUGUGUAUAUAGAAACUCUGCCCCACUAGGGGCAGAUCCAUUUUUCUAUCUGUCUGGUAUCUUUGGUGCUUUGUUUUCAUAUUUGCCUGGUGCUAACCUGCCUUUCUGGUGCUACUAUUUUACUGAAGUUGCUCAUGGGGCUGUGGACUGGAGAGGAACUAAUUUCGCUCGUUCAGAGUUUUUGUUUUAAAAGGGAUAAAUUGCCAAGUUCUGUUAGCCAUAUUCUUUCCUGUCCUUGGGUCCUUUGGGGGCACACCUUGGGCACUGGGAAGGAUUAGGGAAGACUCAGCAAGAGGAAACUUGGCCCCACAAAUAAGUGGGAACUUCUCCCCUUCCUCAAGAGUUACCCUGGGAAUCGAUUUCACAGCAAUUCCAAGGGAUUCCUACUCUUGGAUUUGGGAGAUUUAAGAGCCAAGAUGCUGAAUAGGGUUUCUAAGCAGGGGCUGGAGGGGAGAAGCUGCUGGGCAUUCCAGCAGUAGGCACCAGACUGGCAAGGCAUCAGAGGUUUUCAAGAUAAGUUACUAUUUUCAGAAGUUUAUAGAUCAGUUAUAAGAAUGCACCUCUGAGUGCAACUUGGCUCCAGAGUCCCCCCCCUCUAGGGAGCAAUUAUCAUUACUAUUAUUGUUAUUAUUUUUGUUUUCAUGAAAAAAAAAAACUGAAAUAACAGCUGGUAUUAUAUAUCUGCUCUGGGCUUCCAUCUCCUGUUGUCUCAAUGGGCGAGAUAGAGAAGGCUCAGGCUGUAGAUUCCAAAUGAUACCGCACAUAUUUUGUGGGCAGAGGCUUUGCUCACUUUGGUGGCUGGGAGUCCCAGCUGUGAGAGCACAGCGCAAGUAGCAGGAGCUCAUUGGGCUCAUCUGGCUGAAAUGGGACCGAUCCCUUGGCAUUUGCUGAAAUGAGGCGGAUCCCAUAGAAGGCAGGAAGAGCUUCAUGGCAGGGUCCCAAUUCCUGCUGCUACACCUCCCCCUCCCCUCUAGCUUUUUCUAAAUAAUUCUUACAUUAAACAUUUUUGAAUGGACAACAUAUGAAGAGAGUUGAACCAUCCUCCUUUCUCUCACACAUGGUCAGUUGGAUUUGACUUUGUGGAGCAGACACGAUGCUGACAUUUAACUCUAUAUUCCAGGUACUUGGACCUCUCUUUUCCUGUGAUCCCAUAGGCCUGUAUUCUGAGGCUUUGAGCCCUGUUGAUGGAUGUUGGAGUUAGGCAUCUAGAAGGGAGGAUGAGAAAAGGAGGGCGGCACGUGUACCUGACUCCUUCAUCUACUCGGGGAUAUUAGGACUCUGUCAGAACCCUUUCUUGGCUUAACAUAGUAUCUGUUCCAUUGUCCUUGACUCUGCCCAGGGUGAGCUUCCUGGCAUUAGGUGGCACCACAAGAUGGUGUUUAUUUAAGGGUUGCCUUUUCCAUACUCCUCUAGUAUUUGUAGGAUUAUCUGAUGGUCUCCAGUUUGGGGGUACAGAAGGAAACACUCCCAGUCAGUGAUCCCUUUCUUAGACUUGGAUUUCUCUCUUCUCUCUUCAGUUAGCCUUUAAAUCACUCCUGCCAGGGGAACAGAAUUUCCCCCAGCCAAAGGUGUGGGGGUUGUAGUCUGGGAGAGACUUUGAUUUCAGGAAAGCUAGUUUGCUGAGAGAUCCAGGCACACCCCAGAAGUUUUAUGGCUAGGACUCACUGUACAUAGCUUCCAUGUAUUAUUAGCAAAUGUGUAUCUAAACCUUGCAUUUUGGGGGUGGGGUGGGGGAGGCACAUCAUUAGGAUGAGUGCACUUCUUUGUGACCCCUGCUUUUGACAAGGGGUUGUUUUUAUGCUCAUUUUGAUAUGAGACUUGACUCCUGAUUGACAUUUGUAUUAGGAAAUUGACGCAUGAUAUAUACCCAUAUAUGUCUCUGCUGUCUUUUCAAUGCAUUACGGGGAUUGCAUGGGAUAGUGAGCUGGGCUCUUUGGUUAUUGUCUGUAUUCUGACCAUGAGUUCCAUCUCUCAGGUUCCUCAUUAUCCCUCUUUUGCUCUCUCUCUCUCUCUCUCUCUCUCUCUCUCUCUCUCUCUCUCUCCCCUUGUUCUCCAGACACUAAGAAGUCAUUGAUUUUGACGAGCUUCACUGCAGAGCCUCAAAGGAGAUGGAGAGGGGGAGGGAGGGAGGGAAGGAGAGAAGCAGUCAGGCAGGGCUUAAAAUAAAGAAAGACCUCAUCUUGGAUUUCAGCAGACUGACUUGGUACAGCAGAGGGGGGUGGGUUCUGAGAUCAUCGUCUAGGUGCUGGCUUCCAAGGAAGAAUGGCCUGGGCUCAGUUUAAAAAAAAACCCACUACUCUAGAAAAUGGGUUACAUCCCUGGGAGGUGGGGAACGUGGGGUCUGGGGCACUCCUGAGACUUCAAGAUUCUUCAUCAGCAGUCACUCCCUUCAAAGCAAAUUAUUUCUUCUUCUUCUUUUUUUCUUUACCUCCCUCCAAAGUUGGAGAUAACCAGCUGGAACAGCUUUUCAUAUCCUUGAAUAUUUACCAAACAUACAGGAGGAGUCUGGUGGCUUUUUAUCCGCUGCAGGAUAUUGUCAAGAAAUCACCAGAGCUGAGAGUUAAGAGGGAAGCCACAUAACUGCAUUCCCACACAAUUUUGUGGCCUCCAGCCUAGCCAUAAGCAGAGGAAUCAAGCUGAGAGAAAAGAAUCAUUUAGAAGAAAAAUAAGAAAAGACUUCUAGAUGAGUGGGGUGGUGGAGAGAGGACCAGAUUUAGUUAGAGGACCCAGGUUCAAAUCCUGUCCUGGCUGCUUACUACCUGUGUAGCCUUGGUUGAGCGUCAUCUUUCUGGAUUCCAGUUUCCUCAUCCAUUAGAGAAAAAGAGUGAGGGGAUUUUCCUAGGUCUCUUCUGGUCCUAGAUCUUAUUAUCUUAUGAUGAAACCUACCCAGGUUAGGCCAAGCAUUUGCCUUCUUUAAAGGCAGGUUUUAAAAAUUGUAGCCUCCUCCUUUCUGCUUGCCACCUUCCUGUCAGUCCACUGGAGACUUUGCGUCUUUACAGUAAAAUAGGUGGCCUCACUUGACUCUAGUCUUAGGUUAGACAUACAUGAAAGGAAGUCGUUCCUGAUUAGAAAUCUAUUGAGACACUGGUAGGGAUGACUUAGGGAGUAGCCGGAGGGUUUCUUCCAUAUUGAGUUUUAAGUAUAUAAUAGAACUGUCUAUGUUCAUGUUUUGGGGGCUGUCCUGGCUGAUGACAGACUAGGUGAUGCUAGAGGUCCCUUUCAGUGUGGGAAUUAGUCAAAACAAUGAGGUGUGGGUACUCCCCAGUAGGACAAGCGAGUUUGCCAUCCCUUGGCUUCAUAGUUCAAAGCCACUGAAGUUUCCAUCCUUGUGUAUAGCCAUGUGACUGGACCAGGGUCCAGGAGAACUAUCUGGUUCCAUUGAAAAGGAUGUAUUGUUCCAAAUGGACAAGGCUGGGAAUGGUAUCCUCUGGGUUUGUUUUUUUUAACCCAUCCCAUACUUUUAGGAUACUGUUACUUUUCCUUUUAUUUAUUACCUGUUCUGGGUCCCAGUCCCCAGAAACAGCAUGGAAAGAACAUUGACUUUGGUGACAAGAGGACCCAGUUUGAAUUCCAGUUCUAAUACAGGCGACCAGUUUCUACUUGGGCAAGUCAUGUCCCCUCUCCAGGCCUCAGUUUCCUCCUUUGUCAAAAUGAAGAGGUUGGUCUAGUUGAUUCCCAAUUUUCCUUAUAGCUCAAGAAUGGAAGAUCCUAGAAGGAGCAUCUUAUUUGUCUUUCCAUCAUCCCAGGGCAUUGGGUUCUGGAAAAACAUUUCUGCCUUCCAUCUGCUCCCAUUUCCAAAGUCCCUCCCAAACCCAUUCCUUCUGUGGUGCCCCCUACCCUGCCUUUUUGUUUCACUAAAAGCCUGGCUUUUGAAGAAUAAUUUACUUUAGGGAGGGGUUUCUUAACUUGAGAUACACAGACUCCCCAGGGGGUCCCGGAAUAGAUUUCAGACAGCCCAUGAAUUUGGACUGGGGUAAAAUGACAUUUUUAUUUCAAGACAACUGAUUUCCUUUGUAAUCCUAUGUAUUUUAUUAAUUUAAAAACGUUUCUGAGAAGGGGCCUCUAAGCUUCAGCAGACUUCCCAGGGUUCCAGGACAGGAACAAAGUGAAGAACUCUUUUUAUGGGGGAGUCUUGGAGCUGGGCACAGAAUGUUUCUAUAGUGGGGUUUACAGGUUUUACCAUGUGGUUUGUCAGGUCUCCAUGUGUUGCCUAGCCUCAAUGGGGAUGCCACAAGCUUGAGAAUGCACCCUUCUGGUUUCUGAUGUGACAAGUUUGCUGUGCUGAUUUGUAAGAAGGAUUUCAUACCUUGAAAAUGCUUUGUACAUAUUUAUAAUGACUUUAUUAAAAAAUUCACCGUGCUCUUGAGCCUAAAGCCUUGAUCGAUCUUUUCAUUUUUCUCUCCUGAGGGCUCUGGAGGUGGGUUGGGGCUGAGGGGUGGGAAGGGGCUGCUCCCUUGGGAUUCUCUCUUCCCUGUUUGGAGGCCUGAAGAUGGCCAGGACUCAACCCACACAAGAGACUGGAUAGGAAGGGUCAACACAGACCCCCUGCUGUUCCUGAUCCAUGAGUGCUAGAUUUGGGAGUUGGGAGAUGUAAAGAAUUAAUUGUUAUCUGAGGUUUUUAUGACCCCAUCUUUUGGCUAAAAUUAAAAAAAAAACCUCGGGGCGCACACUGGCCUGGGGCUCCGUAAACCAUGGCACUCCACCCACUGAUUGUAGCCGCUGCCAUGGCACUGGCACCUCACAUCAUCACCACUUGCUGACGCCUACAGGGGCCUGGCAAAAUUAUAAUGAUUGGAAGCCCAGUGAGGGCAGUCACGUGACUGUCAGAGCAGCCAGCCAGUUGGCUAGGGGCUGUGUGCGGUCAGCCUGGGGUCUGCUGGGAAGAAGGGAGGUUUUUUGCCAUUCUAGCUUGAAGCUGGAAGGCGACAGGACG
This is a messenger RNA of Dromiciops gliroides (monito del monte), 5813 nucleotides long. It is a transcript of the gene HRK, whose product is annotated as harakiri, BCL2 interacting protein. The record is from RefSeq and is a predicted model, not a curated record. Gene Ontology annotation, cellular component: mitochondrion. Bases 1 to 294 code for a protein of 97 amino acids. The transcript is spliced from 2 exons. NCBI's taxonomy places the organism in Eukaryota, Metazoa, Chordata, Mammalia, Microbiotheria, Microbiotheriidae. Gene Ontology annotation, biological process: positive regulation of apoptotic process.